AUGCAUUCCCUGUUGAGAAUAUGCUUUAUUCUGUUUAUUUUUCUAUUGCCCUGUACCUCUGCUUUUACUGAUGAGCAAAGCCUCCUGGACUUCAGGAAUUCCAUUACUUUAGAUCCUCUAAAUGCCUUAGCCAAUUGGAUCUCUACCAUUCAUUUCUGCAAUUGGACUGGAGUUACUUGUGAUUCAGCCAAAAACAGAGUGCAAAUUCUUCAGUUACCAGAUCUGGAAUUAGAGGGUUCGAUCUCCCCUUCAAUUGGUAAUCUGUCAUUCCUCAUACAACUUAAUCUCAUUAACAACAGUUUUGUAGGCCAAAUUCCACAGGAAAUAGGACGAAUUCAAGGCUUACAAAAUUUGUAUCUUUCAAUCAACCUAUUAGAGGGCUCAAUUCCAAGGAAUCUGACUUCUUGCAAGGAGUUAAAAGAACUGAUCCUGUCUAGUAAUCUAUUGACAGGAACAAUUCCUUCAGAGUUGGAUUUGCUUACAAAUCUCCGGGUCCUUAAGCUUGGUUCCAACAAUCUUUGUGGUAACAUCCCUCCCUCCUUAGGAAACCUCUCCUACCUGGAAACAUUGUCUAUGGAAGAUCUUGACCUUGAAGGUCACAUUCCACCUGAAUUGGGAAUGCUUUCUAGCUUGACCUCCUUUAUCAUGUUUGGGAAUUCCGGUUUAACUGGCCCCAUUCCCUUGUCAAUCUCAAACAAUUCAGGCUUAGUAGAAUUGGCCCUUUAUAGCAACAGUUUGACUGGUACUAUCCCACUAGAAUUGGGCAAGCUCUCUCGCCUUAAAAUUCUAUAUCUAUGGGACAAUCAGCUGAGAGGCACCAUCCCAGCCACAAUCGCCAAUUGCACACAAUUGAUUAGACUUGAUUUGGAGUUAAAUCAUCUGAAUGGAGAAGUACCAUUGGAACUUAGCAAGCUUUCACUUCUGAAAUCGCUGAGCCUCUCAUCUAAUCAGCUUGUUAGUGGCAGCUCUGUCACCAUCCCCAUUCUGACAGCUCUCCGCAAUUGCACCGUCCUAAGUAGCCUAAUGAUUCACGACAAUUAUUUGACUGGAUACCUGCCAGAGCAGCUUCCCACAAAUCUCUCUGUCCUAAGACUAGAUGGUAAUAGCAUAACAGGAAACAUACCUUUCACUAUUGCCAACAUAACCAAUUUGGGAGAUCUUAAUUUGUCUUCCAAUCUCCUUAUUGGCCGCAUCCCAUCCUCUCUGAAAAGCCUUGGGAAGUUGCAGAGACUUUUGCUAGACAACAACAAGCUAGAAGGAAACAUACCCAGUGAGAUUGGUGAAAUAGAAAGCCUUGGGAUGCUAUCAGUGAGCCAUAAUAUGCUUUCUGGAAAGAUCCCUGAUACAAUUGGUCGACUUCAACAGUUAACACAUCUUGUGCUUAACAACAACCAUCUAUCCGGGAAUGUAACUGCAAGUUUGGGAAAUUGUUACAGUCUGGAAUUGUUGGACCUCUCCAGCAACCAGUUCAAAGGAAGUAUACCCCAUGAAGUGGCCAGUCUUGCUAAUUUACAGUUUUAUUUCAAUUUGUCCAGAAACGCAUUUCAAGGAUCUCUACCUCUGGAAAUUGGAAAGAUGAUUCAUGUCCAGGCUAUUGAUGUUUCAGCGAACAGAUUAGAAGGUACAAAUCCAGGCACGCUGGGAAGCUGUGAACAACUAGAAUAUCUGAAGCUUUCUUCAAAUGAAUUGCAAGGCACAAUACCAAAUUCUCUGAGCGGAUUGAAAAGCCUUGUUUCUAUGGAUCUGUCUUCCAACAACCUUUCAGGUUUGAUCCCUGUGUCUCUAAAUUCGCUGAAUAUGCUUCAGUAUUUGAACUUGUCUUUCAAUAACUUCAGUGGAGAGAUCCCAGAAGAAGGCAUCUUUAAAAAUUUGACAUCUACAUCGUUUAUGGGAAAUAUGGGUCUGUGUGGGAAAUGGAUGCAAUUACCUGCAUGCCCUGUUAAUACUAUUCAGCCUAAGGACCACAUCAGCAGAAUUCGAAUAUUUGCACUAGGGGGUGGAACCAUUGCUUUCCUAUUAGUAUGUUUAUUGCUUUUUGGACUAAUUUACAGAAGGAACAAGGUCAAGUGUUCUGUUCACACUGACAUUUUGUCCCGGAAACUCAUGGAUAACUGGGAGAUUUCCUAUCAAGAAAUCCUUGAAGCCACAGAUGGAUUUAACGAGAGAAACUUGUUGGGGACUGGUAGUUUUGGCUCAGUGUACAAAGGCAUUAUGGGUGAUGGUACAGAGGCUGCUUUCAAACUUAUAAAUUUGCAAAACGAGGAAUACAACAACAGCUUCAUCAGAGAAUGCAAAGUCUUGGCAAAUGUCAGGCACAGAAAUCUGGUUAAAAUCAUAUCUUUUUGUUCAGAAUUCAGACGCAAAUUAUUGGUUCUAGAGUUCAUGUCCAAAGGAAAUUUGGAGACAAUGCUGCAUUCCAAUGGUAAUCUAUUGACCUUCUUGGAGAUAUUGAACAUAGCAAUUGAUGUUAUCCAUGGACUAGAAUAUCUACAUCAUGACAGCUUUAUACAAGUUGUACACUGUGAUAUAAAACCAAGCAACAUUCUUAUGGACGAGGAUAUGACAGCACAUGUAGCAGAUUUUGGCAUUGCCCGAAUGAUUUGUGAGUCUGACACUAGUACCAUUAACUCAGGAAGUAUUUCCACUCUGUCUCUGAAAGGAUCCAUGGGCUACAUUGCACCAGAAUAUGGAGUUGGUGGAAAGGUAUCCACGAGGGGGGAUGUUUACAGUUAUGGUAUUAUGCUGUUGGAGAUGGUAACUCGAAAGAGUCCAAUCGACAACAUGUUUGUGGGAGGAUUGAAUCUCCACAGUUCGGUAAGCAUGCAUUUUGAUAACAAGUUGGAAGAGAUUAUUGACAUGAGAAUGAUGGAGGGUAUAGGAAAAUAUGAAAUAAAUCAAACGCUCAUUCCUUUCAUACUUAUUGCGUUGGAAUGUUCAAAGGAGUGCCCCAGUGAGAGACCCGCAGCCAGAAAGGUGGUAGGAAGAAUGCAAACUAUUCGGGAAACUCAUCAUAAGGCUCAACGUUAUAAAGCUGAUACCUAUUGA
Messenger RNA from Cryptomeria japonica (Japanese cedar), 3045 nucleotides. RefSeq names its product putative receptor-like protein kinase At3g47110. The record is from RefSeq and is a predicted model, not a curated record. Gene Ontology annotation, biological process: protein phosphorylation. Bases 1 to 3045 code for a protein of 1014 amino acids. Gene Ontology annotation, molecular function: protein binding; ATP binding; protein kinase activity. NCBI's taxonomy places the organism in Eukaryota, Viridiplantae, Streptophyta, Pinopsida, Cupressales, Cupressaceae. The transcript has 2 exons.